Cucurbita moschata (crookneck pumpkin) is the source of this 1919-nucleotide messenger RNA. Its product is annotated as receptor-like cytosolic serine/threonine-protein kinase RBK2. The transcript is spliced from 7 exons. Gene Ontology annotation, molecular function: ATP binding; protein kinase activity. Gene Ontology annotation, biological process: protein phosphorylation. The record is from RefSeq and is a predicted model, not a curated record. Bases 410 to 1666 code for a protein of 418 amino acids. NCBI's taxonomy places the organism in Eukaryota, Viridiplantae, Streptophyta, Magnoliopsida, Cucurbitales, Cucurbitaceae.
UGAGCUGAGAAGCAGGAGAAACAGAAGAAUAUUUUUAUUUUAGAAAAAUGAUGUAAUGUGGCGAAAACGAGCGUGUUUUAGGGCGAUGGAGGACAAAGUGUUGAGAUAUCUUUUCAUGAUUAUUUGUGACGAUUACUCCUUCCACAAUCUUAGAACUCACGCUUUUGAUUGGUGUGGAUUGAUUUUACACACCAUACCAUACGUCCAAUUUUGGUUUGUUCUUCGGUAGCUUCCCGCGAAACACAACCUUCCAUGGAUUCACGCCGUUGGAUUUCGCUCAUUUCUAUGUGGAGCGUUUCCAUCUCUCAUCUCUUUCCUUUCUUCUUGUUCUUCUUCUGAAUGCCGUUGGAUUCUUCUCUUCUGCUCUUGUUGUUGCAGAAGGGAGCGCUAUUUUGCUUUUGUUUCGAUCAUGAAGGAGAAUGUAGAUUCCUCUUCACCCACUGGAAUUCUUGAAGACUACUUCAGGAGCUCAGGAUCCGAAUCAACGUCUUCCGGGGACCCCAAACCGCCUUCCUUUUGGCGUGGAAUGUUCAAAUUAUUGAGGUCAAAAUCCACCAAGCCUGUAAGUAAAUUGCAUCCUCUUAAUGUGCUUAAGCUCUCUAAAAAACUGAGCAACAGUAUGAGAGAGAGUUUGCAUCUUCACUUUCGGUUUGAUUCCAACGUCGCCAAUUUUAACUCGCCAUGGAAGAAUUUCACUCUGCGAGAGCUUGAGGUUGCGACCAACUAUUUUAGCUCUGAAAAUCUGAUUGGAAAGGGUGGUUAUGCUGAGGUUUACAGGGGAUGUUUGAAGAACGGACAAGAUGUGGCCAUAAAAAGACUGACGAGAGGAAAAUUUGAUGAGAAUACUGCUGAUUUCUUGCUUGAACUUGGAAUCAUGGCCCAUGUCAACCAUCCCAAUACUGCUAAGUUAAUUGGCUAUGGAAUCGAGGGUGGAAUGCAUUUAGUUCUCCAAUUCUUUCCUCAGGGGAGUUUAGCUUCUUGGCUUCAUGGUUUGAAGGAGAAGCUGGAAUGGAACAUUCGGUACAAAAUAGCCAAUGGAACCGCUAAGGGUUUAAGAUAUCUCCAUGAAGGAUGUCAAAGAAGAAUUAUCCACAGAGAUAUUAAGGCCGCUAACAUUUUGCUCACUGAAGACUUUGAGCCUCAGAAAUUUGUUCAACAGAUUUGUGAUUUCGGGCUCGCAAAGUGGCUACCGAAGCAAUGGACUCAUCAUAUAGUAUCAAAAUUUGAAGGCACAUUUGGCUACUUACCUCCGGAGUAUUUAUCACAUGGUAUAGUAGAUGAGAAAACUGAUGUUUUUGCAUUUGGCGUGCUCCUAUUGGAGCUAGUUACUGGACGCCGAGCUCUCGAUUACUGUCAGCAAAGCCUCGUUUUGUGGGCAAAGCCGUUGCUGAAGAAGAACAACGUGAGAGAACUUGUUGAUCCUUUCAUAACAAACUAUAAUUCACGGCAGAUGAAUCUUGUGCUUCUUGCUGCUUCUUUAUGCAUACAGCAGUCCUCAAUUCGGAGACCUUGUAUGAGUCAGGUUGUUCAGAUCUUGAGUGGAGACCUGAGCUGCAUGAGAGGGACCAGAAAGAUCCAAAUACCUUUCCUUCGAAGAGCUUUUCGUGAAGAGUUAAUUAGAGCAGAACAGCCAAGACUGAGGGAUGUUCUUAUGGAACGUUUGUAGGUGGCUGGUUUCAUGGAAAGUGAAAGACAGAGCAGGGCAUUGUUAUUAACAUGUGGAAACUAAGUUGCUAGGUAUAUAUUGUUCUCUUCAAUGUUUUAAUUGUUUUUUCUCAGUUUAGUUCUUAAAACAAGUUUAAAUUCAUGUAGUUUUUGUAUGUUCCAAGUUUUGUUAGUGUUCAUGAAGUUCAUAAGUUUGGAGGAGGAAGGGUUGGUAGGAUUAUGGAUGCCUUUUCCAUUACCAACCCUACAACCAA